AUGAGGCCUUGGAGCUUGUUGGUAAUAGAGAGGCUUGACAAUGACUUGGCAUCGAUGGUGUGGUUUCAUCCUAAUGUCCCCACAUUUUCUGCUAGUAUCCGCAGCAUAUCUAAUAUAGACAUUGUGGAGGCUGACAAUCUGAAUUGCUUGCCCACACUCCUUGUCAUAUCUUAUAGUAGUAGUUCACUAUUGCAGCUUAUGGAAGUUUUAGAGUUGCCGAAGUGUUUGUGGACAAAAUUCUCUUCCGGCGAUUAUCGCUUUCCUUCUUCUUCGCGCGCGCAGCGCAGCCCCAGUCGAGAUAAGACGCGAGUCCACAGAGCGACAGAGAGAGAGAGAGAGAGAGAUGGCGUUGAAGCAGACGCUGCUAUCCACUGCAAACGCCAAGCCCUUCGUCUUCCCGGCACCGAACUCUUCUGGGUCUCCUCCGAACUCGCUCCUCCUCUCGUUCGCGCCGACCGUCGAGCACCUGACCCGCAGCGCCCGGCUGAGGUGCUCCUCCAGGCGGCCGCGUACCCGAGGCCCCAGGAGAUCCAGUGGAGGAAGGAGCUCACCAACUCCGUCCAGCUCAUCGGGAUCGUCUCGACGCCCGUCGAGGCCAGGGACUUGCCCUCCGGGAAGGUCGUCGCCUGGACCCGCCUCGCCGUCCGGAAGUCCCCCACCGACACGACGUGGAUAAAUUUGACAUUUUGGGAUGAGUUGGCACUUACUGCUUCUCAGCAUCUAGAGAAAGGUCAACAGAUAUUUGUGUCUGGUCGGCUGGUUUCUGAUGUAGUUGAAAGUGAUGAAGGAAAGCAACAGACUUUCUAUAAGGUCGUUGUUCAGCAGUUAAACUUCAUUGAAAGGAACCUCUCUCCAUUUGCGCUUAACGAUCAUGCGUCAGGUAGGAAUUUUGGCAGUGAUCCAGUCCACAAUAAUAGUUCCACUGUAGAACUCUGGCAAGCUUUUUUCGCCAAUCCCCUGGAAUGGUGGGAUAACAGGAAAACAAGGUACACCUUUUCUUCCCUUAAUGAUCCAAUGUAUAGGAUGAAACGUGACUGCUCUAUUAUGAUGUGUAGCUCUCACUCGCUUUGUCACAUUUGUGUGGACAACCAUGAUUGUUCAUGAGGUUUUAUCUUCAUAGGUGGUCCAAAUAAGCUGUAUGGCUGAGCUUUCUAUCAGUCAAUAACAAGUGAAUGCAUGUUCUUGUGCACACAGCCCUGGGCUUUCUUUGUGUGCUUUUGGGCAGCGGCUAAUAUGCUUAUUGCUGGUGUGUGGUGUCGUGCAGCAUGUAUAUCUAUGCAUGGGUGUCAGAAUGUCAUUUGUCGCAUCAUGUGUGAUAUCUGUAGUUUGCUGGCCAAGUGCAGUGCAAAGUCUUACUGCAUGUGAGUAUGUGGAUUUGUUGGUUUUAAUUUUGGUCAUCUUGACAUAAUUAUAUAGACCUGGAUCUUCAGUGAUGUGAGUUGAUAAGGUAAUAUUUCCCGGAAUAAUUCUCUGGAAAUUGACCAGUGAAGUAGUUUGCAAUGCCUUCUGCUGCUAAACAUUUCGAUGGGUUUUGGUCAACCUUAAUGAUCUCAAACAGACAUAGACAUCUUUUAUUUUCCAAAAGAAGCUCUGUUGGGUCAUUCACUAGUACAUAAAACAAAACUUAAAGAAGAUAAUGGGGUGCAAGAUGUCUUAGUAAAUCUUCACUAGAAUUCAGAUCUAAUUAAUGAAGGAAGAUGUCAAACCUGUUCCUGGGUGUGCCAAUUGGUGUUCUCUGGUUGUGUUCUUAUCAUGACGACCUAGGUGUAUACUACAAAACAGGUCAACCCGAACAAGACAUGAUUAUUUAAUUGUCUCGAUCUACAAAACACGGAUUAAAUAAAGGGUCAACAAGAAUACACGACCUGUGUGAUGUGACUAACAUACAGGUUAAUGGGUCAACAUGAUUGCUU
Molecule: messenger RNA, 1913 nt
Organism: Eucalyptus grandis
Lineage: Eukaryota; Viridiplantae; Streptophyta; Magnoliopsida; Myrtales; Myrtaceae
Exons: 5
Coding region: 1-1104 (367 amino acids)
Biological process (GO): positive regulation of helicase activity; mitochondrial DNA replication
Cellular component (GO): mitochondrial nucleoid
Molecular function (GO): single-stranded DNA binding
Source: RefSeq, a predicted model, not a curated record